AUGAAGGUGGCUGGAGAGGAUAGAAAGGCGGAUUUAAUUCGAAAAGUUCUCGCUGCUUCUCUGUUGAAUGUUCCUGAAGCACCGUCUGCAGACGAGAAAUGUGAAGAAAUAUCACAACGAAGAACGAGUAAAUUGACUGUUGGCUGCAUAAAUCUUCCGUUUCCAGAAGAACUGGAGUCGAGUUCGUGGAUGAAAGAAGUCGUAUACCUCCCUGAGAUAACCAUAAGCAACCUGAAAGAUUAUGCACAGAAAAGUCAAUCUCAGAAAGGUUUUAUUGAAGGAAUGAACUUGCAUAAUGCAAAACACGUUAGUCAUGUGGAAUUUAAUAACAUUUCUGACUGUGUCGAUUAUUGUUUUAUCAGAGGUGAUGUCGUACCACAAACAAGAGUAAGGGAGUUACCAUAUAGAGUUUGGGUUUGUGUUAACUCGAGUACUUGUCAGAUGUUAACUGGCGAGUGUGCAUGUAUUGCAGGCUAUGGCGAGAGUUGCAAACAUGUUUUUGCUUUGCUCCACUUUGUCGAAAACAAAGUUGCCCUUGGACUAAAUAAGACAUCGACAUCCAAGAAGCAAGCUUGGCGAGAGACAAAGAAAGGGGAAAAAUUACAUCCACCAACAAAGAUGAGUCAAGCGUCAUUCGAGCGACCUCAUCCGGAACGUGAGCACACAUAUGAGAAGCCAUGUCGUAACACCUUUGAUCCAAGGUCUGUAAAAGAACGCAAUGCUGUGAUAGACUGGCAAAAUCUAUCAGUUGCUUCGAAAGGAACAUCAUCUGUUCUUUGCUUCAAAAUCAAUAUUAAAACCUCUUCUGAUCUUCAAUCGGAAACACUCAAAUCCCAACCCUGGAUUCUGGAAACAAUAGCAUCGAGUUCAAGUAGCCCUGACAAUUUCAAUGCAUUGUUAAAAGAACAGAGGACACAAGAGGGUAUUUCCAAAAUAGAAACACUAACAACAGGUCAGAGCUCAAACAAUCUGUGGUUUGAUUAUCGCUGUGGUGUGAUUACUGCACAUGAAGUCCUUUGCAAGUACCGAAAGAAAAACCCCACGGCUUCAUCUAUAGAGAAUCUUGUUGGCAAGAUACUGGGCUACGAGAAACCACUUAGGACUGCAUCUCUGUCAUGGGGAAUUGAAAAUGAGGCUGUUGCCAAGAAACGUUAA
Molecule: messenger RNA, 1155 nt
Organism: Paramuricea clavata
Lineage: Eukaryota; Metazoa; Cnidaria; Anthozoa; Malacalcyonacea; Plexauridae
Source: the annotation of a GenBank genome assembly